Molecule: messenger RNA, 676 nt
Organism: Meloidogyne enterolobii
Lineage: Eukaryota; Metazoa; Nematoda; Chromadorea; Rhabditida; Meloidogynidae
Source: the annotation of a GenBank genome assembly
UGUUUUUUUAAUUUCUAGAGACCAUCCAAAGUUAAAAAUUAUUGGACAAGAAGGAUGGGUUGAUUUACUACUUGCUUUGCGAAAUGACGAGGAACUUAAGACCUAAAAAAUUUUUCUUUCUAAAAAAAUUAUUCGACAAAAUGCCUUCGCUUCUUUCUAUUCCACAUGAAGUCAAACAUGACAUUCUUAAAUGCCUCAAUUUCAAUCAAUUAUUCUCUGUUCAACAUGUCAACAAAUAUUUCAAAAAUUUUGUUAGGCAAUACAAAGACGAUUUGGCAAAGAAGAAAUUCGAUGAACUUGGACUCUUCUAUGUCGACAACAAAAACAAUAUCAAGGACUUCAAACUUGUUGAACCUUUCAAGUUCGAAUUGAGUCAACAGCUUGAGAAAAAGUGGAAAUGUGCAAUAGAAGAUUCAAUUCCUACGUUUUUGUGUGCAUUUACAGGAAUGGAUGAUUACAAAGUUGAAGUUAUUUGUUUGGUGGAUGCUCUGCAAAACAGUUUCGUAAUUUUUAUUAGAGUCUUUAGAAUUUACUUUGAGAGGGGAAAAUAGUGGAUAGAAGGGGAUGGGGGGAAUAAGUAGGAUGGGGGGUUCUGAUCGGAUUUUCAAAAAAUUUUCUAAUUGCUUUUUUUGUUCGAAGUUCAAGUUAUCGGCUUGGGGUUGGGUCACCAGUCAGC